Plasmodium gonderi is the source of this 822-nucleotide messenger RNA. RefSeq lists its product as hypothetical. Gene Ontology annotation, molecular function: manganese ion transmembrane transporter activity; iron ion transmembrane transporter activity. The coding region runs from base 1 to 822 and encodes 273 amino acids. The record is from RefSeq and is a predicted model, not a curated record. NCBI's taxonomy places the organism in Eukaryota, Apicomplexa, Aconoidasida, Haemosporida, Plasmodiidae. Gene Ontology annotation, biological process: intracellular manganese ion homeostasis. Gene Ontology annotation, cellular component: membrane. The transcript has 2 exons.
AUGGUGAGCAAGAAAACUUUAGAAGCCCGAAAGGCCUUUUAUGAAGAAGAUGUAGAAAAAUCAAAAGAAGCACAUGAUUCAUAUCAUAGUUUAGACAAACAUGGAGAACAACAUAGUCUUGAUAGGGACAACCUGAAAACAAUAAUUUUUGGAAGUUUGGAUGGAAUAAUCACAAUUUUUGCAAUUGUGUCAGGAUGUGUAGGUGCGAAAAUAACACCUGCACAAGUUAUAAUCAUAGGUAUUGGUAAUUUAUUUGCAAAUGCAAUUUCAAUGGGAUUUAGUGAAUAUACGAGUACAACUGCACAAAGAGAUUUUAUGUUAGCAGAAAAAAAAAGAGAAGAAUGGGAAAUUGAAAAUUGUCCAUCAGAAGAAAAACAGGAAAUGGUAGAUAUUUAUAUGAACAAAUAUAAAUUUGAUAGUGAGGAUGCAAGAAAUCUCGUUGAAAUUACAUUUCGAAAUAAAAAUUUUUUUUUAGAGCAUAUGAUGUCAGAAGAGUUAGGACUACUCAUUACCCACGAGGAUAAAAACGAAUCACUUAAAAAAGGAAUUCUCAUGUUCUUAAGUUUUUGUAUCUUUGGUUUAAUUCCCUUAAUUUCCUACGUGGCUUACACAUUUUUUUUUCAUUAUACGGAUUACAAUACCUCCUUUAUCGUUGUUUUUGUGUCAACAUUGAUUACUUUAUUUAUCUUAGGCAUAUUUAAGUCACAAUUCACUAAUCAGAAGCCUAUUCAUUGUGCCCUUUGCAUGGUUUUCAAUGGAUCCAUUGCUGGAAUGGUUCCAUUUCUAUUGGGAAUUUUACUUAAAAACAACAUUGCAGAUUGA